Phoenix dactylifera (date palm) is the source of this 1333-nucleotide messenger RNA. The record is from RefSeq and is a predicted model, not a curated record. Lineage: Eukaryota; Viridiplantae; Streptophyta; Magnoliopsida; Arecales; Arecaceae.
CGUGAGUUCGUGGCCUUGGGGAUUUAGGGUUUGUGCUGCCGUCGCCUCUCAAGUCUCAAGUUUCUUCCCUAGUCCCCUCUCCUCUCCUCCCGAUUCUUCGCCUCCCAAGCCCUCUCCUCCAGACCACCGCCUCCGCCCUCUCCUCCUCCGUGUGGAUAAGUUCGGCCUCUCCAUCGACGGCCACCGCGGCGGCUCGAGGACCACACUCCACCGUCCGCGACUUCUCCUUAGUUAGGGACUUAGGGUUAGGGUUUGUGCCCCGCCCGAGCUCUAUUCCCUCCCUCAGUCUCUCUCGAGUCUCUCCCCUCUCCUCUCCUCCUGAUUCUUCGCCUCCCGAGUCCUCUCCUCCGGACCUCCACCUCCGCCCUCUCCUCCCCCGUGCCGACAACUUCGGCCUCCCCAUCGACGGUGACCGCGGCGGCUCGACGGGUCCUGGGAACCAAGGUUGAAUCUCUGCUCGACUGCUCCUAAAGAGGUCGGAUCCUCUGCUCUACCGAGGUUCAAAUAACCAUCUUUAAAGAAGAAAGGAUCAACGUGAAAACAUUGGAACGUCAGGGGGCAACUUGAAAAGACCAUCUUGAAUACAAGUCGAAGAGGGCAGAGGGCCUGCCUGAAAAACAGAGAAGGAGCCAAAGAGGGCUUGUCUGGGUCGUCCAAGCGGAGAGCGAUCCCCUUCCAAGCUCGAGAGCGAAUUUCCAGCGAGAACCAUGCAGGCCAGCGACAGGUUUAACAUUAAUUCUCAGCUUGAGCAUCUUCAGGCUAAGUAUGUUGGUACAGGGCAUGCUGACUUGAAUAGAUUUGAAUGGGCAGUAAACAUCCAACGUGAUAGUUAUGCAUCAUAUAUUGGCCACUACCCCCUCUUGGCAUAUUUCGCCAUUGCUGAAAAUGAAUCCAUUGGAAGAGAACGCUACAAUUUUAUGCAGAAAAUGCUGUUGCCUUGUGGACUUCCUCCCGAGAGAGAAGAGGAUUGAAGUAUUUUCGAAGCAAGCACUGCAGCAAAUACUCUUCCAUCGUAUAUUAGCUUUGUUUGAAAGAGGAGGAGAAAGCAUUAUUAUUGCAUCCAUAUCGAGCAUGAUGACAAUGUCUUUUUAGUGGACUCUUGGGUUUACAUGAGGGAUGUGGACUUAAGAUAGUCUGUACUCGUUUAGGUGGCACUUUGUUUUGCUUCUGUUAGGAUUUCUGGCGAACCUGUUUCAGUGAGAUGGUUAAGUUUGCUUUGUUUUAAAUGCUAUAAACGUUAGGUCUUGAUUGUGUACGCAGCAUGGUGUUUUUAUUUAAGCAGGUAAGCCAUUGAGAACAAUUUUUAACAGUUUUUUGUGUGAUGGUUGAGGAA